CAUCAAAGGUAGCUAAAGAUCGUAAAGUUACUGUUGAUGAUUUUAAAUUUAUUUUAAGAAAUGAUCCGAAAAAACUUGCGCGUGUUGAAGAAUUAUUAUUUAUGGAAAAAGAUAUUAAGACUGCAAGAAAAACUUUUGACGUCAAUGAAAUUGAAAAUUAA
This is a messenger RNA of Funneliformis caledonium, 161 nucleotides long. NCBI's taxonomy places the organism in Eukaryota, Fungi, Glomeromycota, Glomeromycetes, Glomerales, Glomeraceae. The record is from the annotation of a GenBank genome assembly.